Trypanosoma brucei brucei TREU927 is the source of this 1140-nucleotide messenger RNA. RefSeq lists its product as hypothetical. The coding region runs from base 1 to 1140 and encodes 379 amino acids. Lineage: Eukaryota; Euglenozoa; Kinetoplastea; Trypanosomatida; Trypanosomatidae. The transcript has a single exon. The record is from RefSeq and is a predicted model, not a curated record.
AUGGCGUUUUGGUCAAAGGCGAGUGCUCAGAAACCGUCCGUUUCUAUUGCGUCGGAUAGUGACUCGGAGUCUCAAUCGUUAGUUGCAACGCCCCCCCGGUCAUCGGAGUCGGGUUUGGGAACCCCGACUGCUUCGACGGAGACGACAGGAACUUACGGGUAUGGACUACCACCACAGCCCGCAAACCUUGCAUCCUUUUGCAAUAACGGUAGUUAUGCCGCGGCAAGUGGAACUAUUAUGCGGAGGCCAUCUAGUCGCUUGAUUACUUCCCCAAUGCGCAAUGGCUCCAUGUGCGGUAGAGGUGGCUCGCAGUGCGGAGGCUCAUAUAGACAAUUGCCCGUAACAGAGGUGGUAAGCGACACGAUGCGUGUAUUAUUCAUUGGUUGCCCACAGGUGGGGAAGUCGUCCCUUAUCAACUGUUACCGGGCAGCGGUAACAGGAAAUACAAUGUGGCCCGCGGCACCUGUGGGGAUAUGUGGAUACUGUGGUACUGCCAUUGUUGACCCGCUGCCCAAUCACCCAAGGGCACCGACGUUCUUAUGCAUUGACACUCCGGGUAAAUUUUAUGGGAAUGAAAAUCAGUUGCUUCUCAGCAAGCUAUUCGCUGGCAUCCCAUGGAAGACGAGGAUUGAAGGUGACGGCGCACUGACUGCAGAGGAACUCGAAAAACUUUCCCCAGUUCCUGAGAACAAACCACAUCAUUCUGUUCUGGUGGUACCCGCAACCGACUUGGUGGAGGACGGUGGGUGGGGAAGUGUUUUCCAGUUGAAGUCACGCUACUUUGCAGCACCGGCCGCGGGGGGUGUUGUUGAGUCCCUGAGGGACAUGAUCGGCUCUAUUCGUGCCCUCCAAGAUGAUGCGUCAUUGUUUGUCGCCGUCACAAAAAUGGAUCUUGUAGGCGGCGCAGACAACCCCGUUUCUCGGCGUAUAAUCUCUACUUGUCUGUCACGUUGUGUUCCAGUGAACAGAUUAUACUUCUGUGCGUGCCCAGGCGACGAAUCUUCAUAUGAAAGAAGGGGAUUUCCACAGGUUGACCAAUCGACGCGGCUAAGUUUGCUCAGACUUCAUGAAGAUCUGUCCCUGUCGUAUCAUUGGAAGAUGACGAUGCAGCAACAACGCGAGCCGCUGAGCCCAACUUGA